Molecule: messenger RNA, 1080 nt
Organism: Rodentolepis nana
Lineage: Eukaryota; Metazoa; Platyhelminthes; Cestoda; Cyclophyllidea; Hymenolepididae
Source: the annotation of a GenBank genome assembly
AUGCCACUCCGACGAAAAAUAAAGAAUUCUGUCGGAAGGUAUUCGCAGGCAGAGCUUUUAGUUCGGGAGGCUACCUCAAAUGAUCCUACUAUUCCUAGUCAGCAGUUACUUUUACAGAUCGCAGAAAUGACCAAGUUGCCACAUAAUACGGAUACUAUUAAUAUGGUUUUUAAGAGAUUAAAUGAUAAAUGUAAAAAUUGGCGACAUAUCUACAAAGCCCUCGUUGUAAUUGAGGCUUGUUUGCAGUACGGUAGUAUAGCAUUCAUUAAGGAGUGUAGAUCCCAACUUCCACAGAUUUUAACCCUUUGUGAUUUUGUUUAUUCAUAUGAUCGAAAUUCAAAUGCUGGCUUUCUUAUUCGUGAAAAAGCCCAACGUGUUGCAACCUUAUUGAAGGACGAAAAUCUUUUAAAACAAGAACGCCAAGCUGCAAAGUCCGAGCGAUUAAAUCGUCAUUCGACUUAUGCUAGAUCUCCAAUAUACUCCGAUGCUUCUGAAAUUUAUGACCAAGUUGAAAAGUCUGGUCGAUCAAGAUCUGUUUACAAUCCUUCUGAUGAAUACGUGUCUCCCAAUCGUGCUGAAGAAUGGGAACAAAUGAGACUGGCAAAGCCUUCCGAGGUUCAAGAAUCUCAAAAAUUAGAUGCCAGUAACAAAUCGACCUUACUUGAGCGCUCUAGAACGGCUGUAAAUGUACGGUUAAGAAAUUUAUCAUUAAUGAAAAUGUCUACGCGAUCUGAGGAUCUACUAUUAUUUGAUGACCCACCGCCAAAAACAGGGAGGUUCAAUGCCUGGUUGGAAUCCCGUUCUAAACGAUUAUCAAACAUGUCCACCUCGGACAUCUACACUCCUUCAUCUAGUCUCAUUGGCAAGUAUAGUUUAACUUUUGAUUCACUUACGCUAAUUUCGUCUUUUAUUUACGUACAAACAGAUUCCGGUUCGAAUGCAAACGAAAAGUGGAGCACUGGAACAUUUGGAAUUAAAGGCAAUAUACUUGAAGACCUAAGUGGCCUUGACUUUGGUAAGUUCAAAAACUUUGCAUACUUGCCCCACGCUAACUUUAAGCAGACCAACGAUAAAAAAUAA